AUGGAGCAGGGCCUUAGGAUAGUCGUGCUGGGGAAAACUGGAUCUGGGAAAAGCAACCUGGCUAACACCAUAUUUGGAGAGCCUUUGUUCAACAUAAAUUGUUCUGCAAACUCUGGAACAAUUGAAUGUCAAGCAGAAACCAAAUGUGUCAAUGAAAGAACCAUUACUUUUAUUGACACCCCUGGUUUCUUUGACACAAAAAGGUCUGAAAAUGAUCUGAAAUCAGAGAUAAUGAGGUGUAUCACAGAGUGUGCCCCUGGGCCCCAUGCUUUUCUCAUUGUGCUCAAAGUGGAGAAAUACACAGAGCAUGAGAAAGAUGUAAUCCUGAAGAUAUACCAGUGUUUCUCUGAAGAAACUCUAAAAUAUGCUGUGGUUGUCUUCACUCAUGGAGACCAGCUCCCAGAGGGAAUGACAAUUAAGGAGUUUGUGAGACAGAACAAGGAUCUGGACGAGUUAGUGAAGAAAUGUGGUGGCCGAUGUCAUGUCGUUGAUAAUAAAUACUGGAAAGAUAACAAAGAGGGUGACUACAGGAGCAACCGCUACCAAGUGGCAGAGCUACUCAAGACAAUAGACAAGAUAGCUGAGGAAAACGAUAGAGAGUACUUCACCAAUGACAUGCUAAAAGAUGUGAAGAGACAAAUAGAGACAAAAGAAGAGAACAUUAGACAGUCAGCUGGAUGUAUAAUGUCAGAGGAAGAGAUUACAAAGACAGCUAAAACCAGUGUGUUUAAGGAUUUACAGACCAGAUACUUUGGCGUUUCAUCAGGUGUGCUGUUAGGAGCCUUCCUGAGUGUAGCAGGGAUGGUAAUAUCAAGACGUGUCUAG
Molecule: messenger RNA, 825 nt
Organism: Mugil cephalus (flathead mullet)
Lineage: Eukaryota; Metazoa; Chordata; Actinopteri; Mugiliformes; Mugilidae
Product: GTPase IMAP family member 7-like
Exons: 2
Coding region: 1-825 (274 amino acids)
Molecular function (GO): GTP binding
Source: RefSeq, a predicted model, not a curated record